This is a messenger RNA of Leishmania braziliensis MHOM/BR/75/M2904, 1533 nucleotides long. RefSeq names its product putative rac serine-threonine kinase. The transcript has a single exon. Gene Ontology annotation, molecular function: protein serine/threonine kinase activity; ATP binding. The record is from RefSeq and is a predicted model, not a curated record. Lineage: Eukaryota; Euglenozoa; Kinetoplastea; Trypanosomatida; Trypanosomatidae. Bases 1 to 1533 code for a protein of 510 amino acids. Gene Ontology annotation, biological process: protein phosphorylation.
AUGAGUGGGUAUUUGAAGGUGCUGUCCCAGGACGGUAGCUGGGAGACGCGUUACAUCGAGAUCGAUAACACGAAGCUGUACAUUUGGAGGACAAAGGGGGACAAGGAAUCUGGUGCGGCAGUGGUGAAGGAGCUGGACCUCAAGUGUGCCACCUUGCGCGAGGUAUCAGAACCUAACACGUGGGCAGUGCAGCCGGAAAAGGCAGAGGCCACGUACUUCCAGGCAGACGGAGAAGGGCGGAAAACUGAGUGGAUGGACACGCUUCGGCACUACAACUCGAGCAGCAUUGGGUCCGAGAAGGUGACCCUUAGUGACUUUGAAAAGAAGUUUGUCUUGGGCAAAGGCUCCUAUGGCAAGGUGUUCAUGGUAGUGAAGAAGGACACGGACAAAUGGUACGCUAUGAAGGAAAUGAGCGCAGAGAAGAUGCGUCAGGCGGAGAUUAAGGCGCCAUUUGCAGAGCGUAUUAUUUUGGAGGAAAUAGACCAUCCUUUUAUUGUUCACCUUCACUACUCUUUUCAAGAGCAAGGAAAUCUGUACAUGAUCCUUGACCUACUAGCAGGAGGCGAGCUCUUCACCUACAUUGAGCAGCACGCUCCACUCGAUGAGGAGGUCGUCAAGUUUUACGCGGCUGAAGUGGCCCUGGCGCUCGGGUAUCUGCACAGCCGCAACAUCAUUUAUCGCGAUUUGAAGCCAGAGAAUGUUGUCUUUGACCAUGAGGGGCACGCCUGUCUGACCGACUUUGGACUGGCCAAAGCGAACGUGCACGAGCCAAACGCUGUGACGUACUGUGGUACGAACGAGUAUCUGGCUCCAGAGCUGCUGAAGGGUGUGCCACACGGCAAGGCGGUGGACUGGUGGUCCCUAGGGCUCAUGAUGUGUGAGAUGCUCUUCAAUGACCUCCCCUUUUACGACGAAAAUCCGAUGCAAAUGCAGAUGAAGAUUUUGACAGAGGAUGUCUCCUUUCCAUCGCACAUUCAGAUCACCGAGGAGACAAAGGACUUGAUUCGGCGCCUGCUCAACAAGAACCCCGAGCGUCGCCUGCAAACGUUGGAGGAGUUCAAGGCACACAAAUGCUUUUCAAAUCUCGAUUUUGGUCUUCUAGAGGGGUGUAAGCUCAAGGCUCCGAUCACACCUGAUCCAAACCCGGCACACAACUUUGCGAAAGAAUUUACGAGCGAGGUGAUUGUGCAAAAUGAGUCGCCAUCGCAGGCGAUUGUCACGUUGGCCGGCUACACCUACGAUAGAGACUCGUCGGAGCAGGAAAAGUCCCCUUCUCACUCCCCCACAAUAGCAGAAGAGCUGCGUCAACGCAGAGCGUCCAAGAAAACGUCUAGCAGCGGCAGUGAAGCAGUCUCUCCUCCCGUGACCGGGGGAAAGAGGACGUCGAACUCCAGCUCAGCUGGCGCAUCGGCGAAACAAGCUGCAACCGGGCCCAUUAAGAAGGUGGAGCACCACAUACCCGCCAAGGUGGCGCCACAGGCCGCGCGGAAAAAGUUGACCCAGAACAGCAGCUUCGACAAAGCCGCGAAGUAG